Trachemys scripta elegans is the source of this 3397-nucleotide messenger RNA. It is a transcript of the gene HBP1, whose product is annotated as HMG-box transcription factor 1. The transcript has 11 exons. Bases 723 to 2300 code for a protein of 525 amino acids. Gene Ontology annotation, cellular component: nucleus. Gene Ontology annotation, biological process: regulation of transcription by RNA polymerase II. Gene Ontology annotation, molecular function: RNA binding; DNA-binding transcription factor activity, RNA polymerase II-specific; protein binding. NCBI's taxonomy places the organism in Eukaryota, Metazoa, Chordata, Testudines, Emydidae. The record is from RefSeq and is a predicted model, not a curated record.
UUGUUACAAUGUUGUGCUACAAUUCUGUACUUCUAGCAAAUAUAUUUAUCACAAACGUUUUUGAGCAUGAAACUGAAUUAAAAAGAAAACCAUCUGUACUCUCAGGCUAAUUACUGUUUAUUCCAUGGCAGUAACAUCCUAGGGGAGAGAAAAAAGCAUAUGAUGCCCAAAUCAGACUUUAAUCUACCAGGAUAAAACAUUGCAAAAUGAACUUGGACCCAUUUUUUUUCUUUCUUAUUUGUCGAAGGCGUUUCUAGACUUUUGCAUACGAGAGAUUUUUGUCUGGUAAAAUUAUUGAGAGCUGGAAACAUCAACUCAUUUGCUGACUGGACCUCAUGCACCCUGUACAGGUUGUAUUGGUCAUAGGCUUUGAAUUUUAUUAGGUAAAUUUUAUUAUGAACUUAGCAUUUGUUUUAGAGAGAUAUCUUCCCUGUGGAGCAACUAACUCCGUCAUUUUGGCAGGGACAGAAAAAUCAAGGAGAAAAAAACAAAUCCAUGGAAGAAGAGAAGGAGGAAGCAGAGAGAACACAAGGGACAGCAAAACUAGGUGGAAGGGAGGAAAAGAAGGGCAUAGACAGAAAAGAAGAGAGAACAGCCUCAAGAACGGAUAGUACUCUGAUUUGUUGUGAUCCCUUCUCCACCUCCCCAUGAAGGGCCAGACCCAGAUGGAGGAUGGGGAGAAAAAAGCCAGAAAGAAAAUAGAAUGAAGGAAGGAAAUAGGGAUGUCAGAAAAUUUGAAGCAUCCUAACAUGGUGUGGGAAGUGAAGACGAAUCAAAUGCCUAAUGCAGUACAGAAACUCCUGUUUGUAGUGGACAAGAGAACUUCAGGGAUGAGUGAGUCAUUGGAGUUACUGAAAUGUAAUGAGAACCUGCCAUCUUCUCCUGGAUAUGCAUCCUGUGAUGAGCACAUGGAGCUUGAUGAUCUUCCUGAACUACAGGCUGUUCAGACUGAUACUACCCCAUCUGCGCUCUUUCAGCUUGGUACAGAUGUUUCACAUCAAGAAUAUUCAAGGCCUUCAUGGAACCAGCAUACCUCAAAUAACAAUUCAGAAAGUGCUUAUUCUUGUGAGAAUGGGGUGAGCUGGUUGACAGAACUGGCAAACAUAGCCACUAGUCCACAGAGUCCUCUCAUGCAGUGUUCUUUUUAUAACAGAUCAUCUCCUGUUCAUAUAAUAGCAACAAGCAAAAGUUUACAUUCCUAUGCACGUCCUCCACCAGGAUCCUCAAAGAGUGAUCCCAGCUUCUCUAAGCAUCACUUAGAUGAAACAUCAGUCAGACAUGAAAGGGCAAGUAGUGAAUCAGAGUCUGGUAUUUUCUGCAUGUCAUCGCUUUCAGACGACGACGAUCUAGGAUGGUGCCACUCUUGGCCCUCAACUGUUUGGCACUGUUUUUUAAAAGGCACACGUUUAUGCUUUCACAAAGGACACAACAAAGAAUGGCAGACUGUUGAACAUUUUGUUAGAGCUGAAGGCUGUGAAAAUGAGGGCGAUCUCCUAAUGGGAACUUACAAGGACUAUGGUUCUGAUGGUUUGAAGUUGAUAUCUCAUGAAGAAAGUAUUUCAUUUGGCGAGUCAGUAUUGAAGUUGACAUUUGAUCCUGGUACAGUGGAAGAUGGCUUGCUCACCGUAGAGUGCAGAUUGGAUCAUCCAUUUUAUGUUAAAAAUAAAGGUUGGUCAUCUUUCUAUCCAAGCUUGACUGUGGUUCAGCAUGGCAUUCCAUGCUGUGAAAUGCAUAUUGGAGAUACGUGUCUACCUCCAGGACACCCCGACGCCAUUAACUUUGAUGAUUCAGGUGUUUUUGAUACGUUUAAAAGUUAUGAUUUUACACCAAUGGAUUCUUCUGCAGUUUAUGUAUUAAGCAGCAUGGCUCGUCAGCGUCGCGCUUCUUUAUCUUGUGGAGGAUCGGGCAGUCAAGACUUUGAGAGAUCAGAAUGCAGUAAAAACUGUGUGGCUGAUGGAUCAUCACAGCUUUCCUCCAGUUCUUUGUGUAGUAAAGCUGGCAAAAGCCACAGCUCAGGGACUGCAAGUACUAUGAGUGCCACUUCUCCUAACAAAUGCAAAAGACCAAUGAAUGCCUUCAUGCUUUUUGCCAAAAAGUACAGAGUUGAAUAUACUCAGAUGUAUCCAGGGAAAGAUAACAGAGCCAUAAGUGUGAUACUUGGUGACAGGUGGAAGAAAAUGAAAAAUGAAGAAAGACGGAUGUACACGCUAGAAGCCAAGGCUUUGGCUGAAGAACAAAAACGUUUAAAUCCUGACUGUUGGAAACGGAAACGAACAAAUUCAGGCUCACAACAACAUUAAAUCGGAAUUUUACUGUUCUUAACUAUAUUUACAAAACGGCUGACACAUGAUGGAGAGAUUUAUGAAGAUCAAGGUCUUACCAUUUGUUGUGAAUUUGUGAGACCACAAAAUACUGGCAUUAUCAAGUCAGAAAAUGAUUUAACAUGAGUGAGGAUUUGCUUUUUACAAUAGAGCAUUCAGUAAGCUAAAACUAUCAACAUUUUAAACCAAAUUGCCUUAUUUUUCUUCCAAACUUCAUAUAUGUCUAUCAGGUAAUAUAGGCUUGAAAAUGGAUAUCCUGUGGUGCUAAGUAAAUUAGGAAAAAGAAGAGGAGCUGUGUAUAAAUGUUUUAUUUUUUAAAAAUGUACAAAAAGGGGAAUUUUAAAAUAUGUAACAGCUGUUUAUACAUUGAUUUCUAUUGCUGAUUAAUAUGUAUUGCACAAGCCAUGUAAUUAAUUAUGAUUCUGGGAGCUGGGAUUUCCUGAAAUGGCAGAAAGCAUUAGAGAACUCCUAGUCUGCCCCAUGCCAACAAGCUACCAGAUUGUGUGGUAAGUGGACAGUGUAGUGUACGUACCAUAGCAAGAGAGUCGCCUAGUGGGGUGCCACAUAUAAAAAUUAUAUCCAUGGUGUGAUGUUUUUGCACCAGCUGACAAUACUGUGAGCUAUUAUUUCCAAUGGAAAUAAUGGCCUGGGCCAGGAUGAAAUGAAUUAAUAGCAUUGCAUUAUCUCAAGAAAAUAUUGCAAAUGAUGAUUGUCACCAUUGUACUUUUAACUUUGUGUUUUGUCUCCUCUGCCACAUAGUCUAUGAUUAUAUAUUUUUUUGCCAUAAGAUAUCUUUAUGGUGGGGGCAAACUUUGCACUUAUGUAGGUGCAACACUUGCACUUUACUUUUUUUCCUCCAACUGUCUAAAAUUAGGCCAGAUACAUUAAAAUUACAGCUGCUUUUGCUGUAAACUUUUACAAUCAUGGCUGUUCGUUACUAAACAAGCAGUGUGGUUCUUUUUUAAGAAUCACAGCUGCAAAUUAAUUGUUCAUGAUACAUGUCUACAGGAUGUUGCCCCUAAGAUUUUUGCACACUAUAUUCUUGUAUAUUAUUUCAAAUAAAUUUGUAAAACUUC